AUGGAGAGCUCAACAACUUACUUGCUUUCAGAAUUUUUCGGCUUUUUCCUGAUUCUUGCCCGAGUGGGGGCUUUACUUGUUUCCCUUCCAGGAAAAGCAGAACAGUAUGUUCCUGGAAAUGUCCGACUCCUGCUUGCUUUUAGUAUCGCAAUGGUUCUCACCCCAGUUUUAUCUCAUAAAAUGCCUGCACUCCCAGCAUCAAGUUUUGGAUUCUUCCUUCUUAUUGCAGGAGAAAUGCUUGUGGGAUUUAUGAUUGGUCUUCUUGCACGCACACUUAUUGCGGCCCUAGAUAUUGCAGGAACCGUUAUGGGAUUUCAAAUGAGCCUUGCAAAUGCCUUUGUUCAAAAUCCAAUUUCAGGGCAACAAGACUCUCUUCCUUCGCUUUUCCUCACAAUGAUUGCAACACUUCUUAUUUUCAUCACAGGCCUUCACCAUAUAAUCUUAAAAGCCUUUAUCAGCAGUUAUGAGCUCCUUUCCUCUGAAAAUUUUCCCAACGCAGGAGUUCUCUUUGGAA
Messenger RNA from Stylophora pistillata, 514 nucleotides. Its product is annotated as flagellar biosynthetic protein FliR-like. Lineage: Eukaryota; Metazoa; Cnidaria; Anthozoa; Scleractinia; Pocilloporidae. The record is from RefSeq and is a predicted model, not a curated record.